Messenger RNA from Lactuca saligna, 676 nucleotides. Lineage: Eukaryota; Viridiplantae; Streptophyta; Magnoliopsida; Asterales; Asteraceae. The record is from the annotation of a GenBank genome assembly.
AUGACCGGUUGCGGAAGUGGGAUUGGAAGGGUAACCGGUGGUGGAAGUUGGAAUGGGAUUAAGUGGGUCCUACUUGUCUUAUUAACAUUUUACCUAACCAUCAUCUUUUUCGACUUCACACUCAUAAACCUUAAAACAGGGCUCGUCUUUUCACGUCUCCGUCACCGACGACCAUCUAACGGGGUGAAAUUAAUCAUCAAACCGGAAAUGGAUAUGAGUAAUUUGAGGCGUUCUCAUGGUGGAAGUGGCGAUGUUGAUGACUCCUCUCUGCAAUCUGGUGAUUGGAGGACUCAAUUGCGAGCAGCUGCAAGGGAAAGGAUGGUGAACAGGAUAAUGGUUAGAGUGAAGAGGCAUCAUCCAUACUCUGGACAUGAGGAGCUACAAAAACUUAGAAAAACAUCUGCGAGGUUUGAAGAGCAGAUUUACAAUGCUGCAACAAACCGGUUUGAUUAUAUGCGGAGGAUAUCCUUGAAAAUGCUGACAAUUGACACUAGGCCACGAAGACCCAUGCCAUUGUCAUAUGUUGUGCAUUCAAACUAUGGUGCCAUUAAUGGAAACCCCUCAAAUCCAGGAAACCAGGAUAAUGAAUAAACCAAUGGUGGGAAACCACAUGAUGUAUAAUUAUGUAUGUACAAGUAUUUGUUGUGAAAUACCAUUGUAUUUUGUUCAAUGAUGC